AUGCCGACGGUGGACCGGGCCUGUGCAAGCACAGCCUUAAAGAGUGGUCGAUCCAUAGAUUCAGCUUCGGGCAUGGCUUUUAAAAAGUUCAUUGUUUGGAAUAAACUUCAGCAUCAUAUUAAACGCGCCGGAACUGGUCUCCUAGGAUGCCUGGACGCAGAACAGCUCUGGGGCAUUUCCGCGAGUCCCGCUAGGAGUCCGGAGCUCCUGCGGCACAUGCCCGGCAGAGGAAGCAAGGGCAGAGACAGCUGGGGCCGGAGUGGUUUACCGCUAAUGCCACGUGGGAAGCCGGACGAUAAUGUUACUAAGAACAUCAUAACAGGAGUACAUUUACAUUCCUUCAAGGUUUCAAAAAGACGUCUACACAGCGAGUCAGUAUCCACCUGGAACGAGAGCUUAAUCGCUGAAGUGUACUGCUUGGUAAAUACAUGAACUUGAAUGGAUUUGGACGUUAAAGGAGUUGCUGCUUCUCCUUCAACUCAAACUCUGCCAUUCUCUGGAAGAAAGAAGCCAGUACAACAAAGAUGGACCUAAUCAUGUGCUAUGGAGGAUCCUUGCCUACCUGUGGUCCCACAACUUGAUUUGGGAAGCCUUGUUGACUCUGAUGAUGAGGAUGGUUUACCAUAUAUGCCACUUAGUACAGCCCAUAUUCAUUUUAACCCAACAAAUUCGUCUUUUGCUUUUGGUUGGGUAACACCAUGUCACAAACUGUAUAAUCAGCAUCAUCUAUAUGACCUGGACAGAAUACCUGAAAAUUUGCCAGCACCAACAGACAAAUAUAAACUAAAACAUCAGCAAUACAAAACUGAAAUGAAGGGGGGAUAUAAACAAUACAGUCAGAGAAAUGCCGAAAAGGCAAAGUCAAGUGUCACAUAUCAACAGACUCCAAGAAACAAGACAGAUGAUAAGUGUGUACAAGACGCAGAAGGCAUCACAGAUGGUCUGACAACUCUGGACAGGAAAGCCUUGCUACAGCAGGGUUAUGCAGACAAUGCUCACAUUCUCCAGCGGAGUACGGGAAAAUCUGAUGCUGAUGUUGUGGCUGCAGAGAAGAAGAAACAGAUGGUUGCAGAGCAAGUGAUGAUAGACCACUUAUCCAGGGCUGUAAUCAGUGAUCCAGAGCAAAAUUUAACCUCUGAGAAGCAAGAAAUUUCUCAUAUCCUUCCAGAUUCAAAGCUGGCACCUAUUCGAUUUAGGAAAAGAACACUGCAUGAAACAAAGAUAAGAACCCAGUCUACAUUAACUGAAAAUAUCCUUUCUCAUAAAGUGCAGUUUGAUGGUAGGAUCAUAUCAAGAAAUGGACGUGAUGCUUGCAGAGAGCUGGUCGGAUUCUUUUUCACUCAUGACCAGUCCCUUACAAUUUAUGAGUAUCGGCAAUUUGGGAAAAAUAGAACAAAUGUGCUUCCUUUUAUUCAAAAAAACGUUUAUUGUCAUCAGCGUGGACGAAGAAAAGGAAAGCAGUACCAACUUGGUGAUCUUUAUAUUGGUGCAAACUUGACAUUUCUGAGCUCUGAUCAUCCCAGACUUCCAGAAAGUGUGAAAGAGAAUACAGUGCUUACACUUCGAAUCACAAAUGUUGACUGGAGAGCUUUGCCUUCUCUCAAAACUGAUUCUGUGGAACAUGAUGAUGUAACCAAUGAAGAAGCUAAUGAUAGGAUGAUUUUCAAGGCCAUUCAAGACACGCUGAAAGAACAACUUCGUAAAAGAGGUGUUCGCACUUUGACUGGAUUGGGAAAAUACCUUCAACAACUGGACAAAGAAGGAAACGGACUUUUAGAUAAGGCAGAUUUUAAGCAAGCUCUAAAAUUAUUUCGCUUAGAAGUGUCCGAAAACGAUUUUGAGUCUUUGUGGCUAAUCCUAAAUAGCAGUGACAGUGGCAGGGCUGAUUACGGAGAACUCAAACGUGCCAUAAUUGGUGAGAUGAACGAAUAUAGGAAAUCAUUUGUUCGAAAGGCCUUUAUGAAACUGGAUUUUAACAAAACAGGCAGUGUGUCUAUUAUAGACAUAAGAAAAUGUUAUUGUGCAAAGAUGCAUCCUCAAGUAAUUUCAGGACACUCCACAGAGGAAGAAAUCAAAGCAUCUUUUCUAGAGACGUUAAAAAAUGCCUGCAGCAAGUCUGAUGAGGUGUCAUACGGUGAAUUUGAAGAUUACUAUGAAGGUCUAAGUAUAGGGAUAGUAGAUGAUGAAGAUUUUGUCAGCGUCUUAUGUACUCCUUGGGGGAUUUAGUUUUUUAAAUGAAUAUGUCACCAGCACUAAGCAUGGAGAGAUGAAUGUGAAGUAUCAAACACCAGAAUGUAGAUCUCUAAGAUUCUCUUUAUUCUGUUUGUUUGUUGUGCUCUUAAAGAAGCUGGGCUUGGAAGGAGAAGCGUUCAGAAGGACAGAUGGAAGGGCAUAUGUAUAGUCACACACACGCAGGCCUGUGCUCACCUGUUUAUAAGUUUCCAACGAGCUGUCUUUCUGGUUUUCC
Capra hircus (goat) is the source of this 2467-nucleotide messenger RNA. RefSeq names its product calcyphosine 2 (gene CAPS2). Gene Ontology annotation, molecular function: calcium ion binding. Lineage: Eukaryota; Metazoa; Chordata; Mammalia; Artiodactyla; Bovidae. The record is from RefSeq and is a predicted model, not a curated record.